This is a messenger RNA of Penicillium malachiteum, 1245 nucleotides long. RefSeq names its product putative pantetheine-phosphate adenylyltransferase. The record is from RefSeq and is a predicted model, not a curated record. The coding region runs from base 1 to 1245 and encodes 414 amino acids. The transcript has a single exon. Gene Ontology annotation, molecular function: dephospho-CoA kinase activity. NCBI's taxonomy places the organism in Eukaryota, Fungi, Ascomycota, Eurotiomycetes, Eurotiales, Aspergillaceae. Gene Ontology annotation, biological process: coenzyme A biosynthetic process.
AUGGCUUCUCAGACAAAGUCCUCGCUAUUGUUGUUACCUCCGCCUCAAUCCUUCUCUUUCAGCGGGGUCAAGGAGGCUUUUGAGACCUCCGUUUCGGAUGUUCUGGUGAAACUGUCCAAGACUGUUGAAAACUCCAAUCAAAUUGCCACACUUUACAUUGCAUUGGCAGUUCCGAAUCUGCUGUCUUUGCCCAACAAGCCGCGUGCAAACACUUUUGCUCCAUUGCAACAUUACCUCAGCAGCAUCUAUACUUUGAUUGGAGCAGUGGGGACUGCUCGGGAUAUCGACCUUGAUUCCCCCGGUGGGAUUGAUACUCGAGUGAUAUUCAUUGAUCAUCUAUCUUCCAAUACUUCUACAAUCUCUCCCGGGUCUAAACUUGACGCCAGCAAUGACUUGCAUAUUGGGCCAAUUCUGAAGUUGCAUUCAUUGGCAACCUCGGGCCGACAAUGGAACCAUGUGUUUUAUCUUAACAAUCAAAUCGGACGGGAGCUGGCCGAUUCCUUUGUGACUAGUCUCCCUAGCCCAUCAAAGGAUCACACCGCAUCAAUUAUGCAGAAGAUUUCCUGCAGCGGAGACUGGCAAGUCCCGGCAUCUGUUCUGGUUCCCGAGGACCAGCCGUCCCUCAAGCCCCACUAUUCAGUUGCAGUAGGAGGAACCUUUGACCAUCUUCAUAUUGGGCAUAAACUCCUGCUCACGGCUACUGCACUAGCCUUAGAGCCGCUAGAUCCCACUAAUCAGGAUCAGGCAAGGAUUCUGACAGUCGGUGUGACAGGUGAUGCACUACUAGUCAAUAAAAAGUUUGCCGAGUAUCUAGAAAGUUGGGAGGAGCGCUUCCAAAGUACAGCAUCCUUCCUGGCUGGCAUUAUGGAUUUUUCACCCCAGAGUCAUGGUUCACUUGGACUUCCCAAGAUUGAACGCAGCCGAACUUCUGAUGAUAAGGGUCAAGUGGUGGCAAUGUACCUCCAACCCAACCUGAUCUAUAAAUUUGUGGAAUUUUUUGAUAUUUGCGGCCCUACUCUCACAGAUGAAGACAUCAGUGCGUUGGUAGUUUCGAAGGAGACGUCAGCUGGAGGGGCCAUGGUCAAUGAAGAGCGGGCCAAAAAGGGAUGGGCUAGAUUGACUAUCUUUGAAGUGGACGUGCUUCAGUCUGGGGAGGCCACAGCGGUCACGGGCGCCAACCCAUUUGAGGGUAAAAUCAGCAGCACAGACAUUCGACGACGUCGCAUGAACCGAGCUAAAGUAUGA